GCUCCGCCAGGAGGCGCGGGCGUGCGGCAGCUCCGCCCAGAGGCCGGGCGGCCCCCGCGCGCGGCUCUGCCGGGACAAGUGCUCCAGGGGCCGGGGCGGCCUCGGCGUGCAGCUCAGCCAGCGGGCAGGCGGCGGCGAGGCGGCGGGUGCACGAGAUGGAGGUGAAAGACGCAAAUGCUGCAUUGCUGAGUAACUUUGAGGUGUUCCAGUUACUUACCGAUCUUAAGCAGCAGCGCAAAGAUAGUGGAAAACACAAACAGAGCUCUGGCCAGCAGAAUCUGAACACUAUCAUGUACGAAACAUUGAAAUACAUAUCCAAAACACCAUGCAGAUUCCAAAGUCCUGAGAUUGUGAGAGAUUUCCUCAUAGCAAUGAAAGGCCAUAAACUAACCAAAGCAGAAAAGCUACAGUUGCUUAACCACAGGCCAAUGACCGCAGUUGAGAUACAGCUGAUGGUAGAGGAAAGUGAAGAAAGACUAACAGAAGAGCAGAUUGAGUCACUUCUUCAGACACUCUCCAGCAUUCUUCCAGGGAACCCAGAGGAAGAGCUGCAGAGACAGGCGACAAUGGCAGCUGAAGAAGAAGGUGACCCAGAAUAGACAGCAUCUGAACCGAAGUUGGCAACAUCAUCAAAAGCUUAAUGAGAAAAGAACCAGCUAAACUUUCUGAUUGCAAAGACCAUGUCUGGGGUUUUUCACCCAGGGCUUAAUCUUGUGUGACAUCGUUGUACAGUACGUUAAUGUUUUGUUGUGUAAAUCAUGAGAGCAACAGUUGUUUAUAAGAAACAUAAAUUAAAGGAGAGCUCUCAUGUCAGCCUGUUUUGAGAUGUGAGAAAGAUAGUAACUGGCUUCAUAAUACGGCAGUUUGUGAAAUAGUGAAAAUAAACCUUAUGCUUGAAUAUUCUUUUUUUCCAUUACCCAUGUAACAGCUGUUCUUUUCUGAGGAGGGUAUAUGCAGCUGGCAGUGUUCUCAUUAUCAUAGCAAUACACUAUAAUUAUAAUUGAUUUCAUAUGUUUUUGAAUUACUCAACUGUUUUUCAGAGUGCAGUUUACAAUGCAGUGCAAAUUCUGUGUGGAAGAAGCCAUUUCAGGGUAUCAGUACACAGUUAGAAUAAAGUUCAAAAAUUAUUUAAUAUCCAUAUAAAAUCAGUAGUAAUAAUAGAUCCUUAUAACUACUAAUAUCUUUAGGGUUAUACCAUGGAAGUGGAAGGAAUGUAAAGGCUGUAUUGAUAUGGUAACUAGUCUCAAGGACACCUCUGAUAUGUCCCUAUGCUUAUUUUAAAUAUAGGGCCAGAUCCUCAGCUGAUGUAAAUGGACAGAAUCCCAUCAAAGUCAAGAGAGUGAUGCUGAUUCACACCAGUCGAGGAUCUGGCCCAUAAAGUUAGGGUUCUCAGUAAUACAAA
Molecule: messenger RNA, 1402 nt
Organism: Chelonia mydas (Green sea turtle)
Lineage: Eukaryota; Metazoa; Chordata; Testudines; Cheloniidae
Gene: CRCP
Product: CGRP receptor component
Exons: 6
Coding region: 156-599 (147 amino acids)
Biological process (GO): transcription initiation at RNA polymerase III promoter
Cellular component (GO): RNA polymerase III complex
Molecular function (GO): nucleotide binding
Source: RefSeq, a predicted model, not a curated record